This is a messenger RNA of Paraphaeosphaeria sporulosa, 1813 nucleotides long. RefSeq lists its product as uncharacterized. NCBI's taxonomy places the organism in Eukaryota, Fungi, Ascomycota, Dothideomycetes, Pleosporales, Didymosphaeriaceae. The transcript is spliced from 2 exons. The coding region runs from base 455 to 1813 and encodes 452 amino acids. The record is from RefSeq and is a predicted model, not a curated record.
CCAAUGCUCUUUGCACGUUAUUUCGUGCGAUCUCCUAUCAUCGCCCACAUGUUCGAUGCCUAGGCUAAGCUUUCGUUCCUGUAAGAGAAAACUGGGGGUCUUGGAGGUGACUUCCCUUGCGAGCCUAGAACCUCGAGGCUUCUCAGGCAUGGAGUGUUAGAUGCACACGGGAUGUGCCCAAACGAGGAUCUGGUUGCUUGUCUUGGCCGAACAUGACAUCGGUUUGCUUCUAAAUAUGCACACCAGGUCAAAGCGGCUCGAGGGUAUAUAUCUCAUAGCCAACCAUCCCACUAACAAAUCCUCACUCCAACUUCACGCCCAGUCCAGUCCUUCAGUUCUUCCGUGCAGGGCACUUUUCAUUACAUUCCUUUCUUCGAGAGCUGAGCUCACCAUUCAUUUUCAUUAACUUCCAGUUGCUUGCUUUAUCAACCCUCUUUGAAUUACUUUCUUCAUCAUGAAGACCUCAAUCCCUCUCCUAACUCUCCUUUCCGCGGCUCUCGUUACCGCAGCUCCGGCUCCCUUUGUGAAGCCUGGGCCUGUUGUCACAACCGGUACCGAGGAUCUCGCUAUCUCACAGCCCAACAUUGGUCGCCGCGAGGUCGUUGCGGACUUCGAAAAGCGAACACUCCAGCUUCGAGAUGCUCUCAUGAUGGCACGUAACAAGGCCGACAACGCCGACGCCCAAGUUGCUGGCCAGGACAACCAAGCUGCAGCAGAUGCCGCCAAUCAGGGCGCCGCAGAUGGACAAGCUCAGGCCGGUCAAGGCAACGGAAAGAAGAACAAGCAAAACCAGCAAGCUCAGCAGGCCGCUGCAGGCCAACAAGCUGCUGCAGGCCAACAAGCUGCUGCAGGCCAACAAGCUGCUACAGGCGCCGCAGGAAAUGCCACCGACAUCGCUGGAAACGCUGGCAACGGCAAGAAGAACAACAAGGGAAAGAAGAACAAGAAUAACAACAACGCUGCAGCAGCAAACCAGGCUGCCGCCGGGCAAGCUGCUGCGGGAGCUGCUGCGGGAACCGCGGGAAACGCAACUGCUGUUGCUGGAAAUGGCAAAGCCAACGGAAAGAAGGGUAACAAGAACAAGGGCAACGCAGCUGCGGGUCAAGCUGCCGCAGGCCAAGCUGCUGCCGGAGCUGCUGCUGGAGCCGCGGGAAACGCAACUGCUGUUGCUGGAAAUGGCAAAGCCAACGGAAAGAAGGGUAACAAGAACAAGGGCAACGCAGCUGCGGGCCAAGCUGCCGCAGAUCAAGCUGCUGCCGGAGCUGCUGCUGGAGCUGCUGCUGGAGCCGCAGGAAACGCAACUGCUGUUGCUGGAAACGGCAAAGCCAAUGGAAAGAAGGGCAAGAAGGGCAAGAACAACGGUAACGCCGCCAAUGCUGCUGCUGGAAACGCCACUGCCAUCGCUGGAGGUGCCACUCUCGCCAACGGCACCGCAGCAGCCGGCAACGGAACUGCAAACAACGGCAACGGCAAGAAGAACAACGGCAAAGGCAAGAAGGGCAAGAACAACGGUAACGGCGCGAACGCGCAGGCCAACGCUGGAGGCGCGACUGCUCUCGAGGAGGCGCUCGCCGCUCUCCAGGGCGCUGGUGGUGCUGGCGGUGCCGGUGGUGCCAACGACAUCAUCUCUCAGCUCACCAGCGCUCUCUCUGGCAUCCUUGGAGGCGGUGCCGCGGGUGCUGGGGCCGGAGCCGGAGCUGGUGCUGCAGCGAGCCAGAAAGGCGGCCAGUCUGCUGCCGGCGCUCAGGGUGCUGGUGGUCUUCUCCAGCUUGCCGGCCUGAACGUCGCUGGUGUGGGCAAGGCCAGGAACUAA